Molecule: messenger RNA, 1277 nt
Organism: Tripterygium wilfordii
Lineage: Eukaryota; Viridiplantae; Streptophyta; Magnoliopsida; Celastrales; Celastraceae
Product: rust resistance kinase Lr10-like
Exons: 2
Coding region: 162-1259 (365 amino acids)
Biological process (GO): protein phosphorylation
Molecular function (GO): ATP binding; protein kinase activity
Source: RefSeq, a predicted model, not a curated record
AUCAGAAUAUUUGCUCCGUUUAUUAAUUAUUUUGGGUGUGCUUCCUCUUCAUCUUGCUGACAGUCAUACAGUACUACAUAGGCCCAACAAUAGAGCACAAGGUGCUCGCACCAGUUCUUGUCACAAGAACAUUAUUUGGGUUCCUGUGUCUUUUUGCGCUUAUGGUUUCUAAGUGGCGCAAGAAGCAUUUAUCCAUGGAUGACACUCUUGAAGAAUUCCUCCAAAGUCAAAAUAAUUUUAUGCCCAUAAGGUACUCUUACUCACAAAUUAAGAAGAUGAGCGGACAUUUUCAGGACAAAUUGGGGGAAGGAGGCUAUGGCUCUGUCUUCAAAGGAAAACUUAGAAGUGGCAGACUGGUAGCAAUCAAGAUGUUGGGCAAAGCAAAAGCUAACGGACAAGACUUUAUUAAUGAAGUUGCAACCAUUGGGAGGAUUCACCAUGUCAAUGUGGUGAGUCUUGUUGGCUUCUGCUCCGAGGGAACAAAACGUGCUCUUGUAUAUGAUUUCAUGCCCAAAGGAUCUCUUGACAAAUAUGUUUCGCCCCGAGAGGGGCAUAUCUCCUUAAGUUGGAAGAAAAUGUAUGAAAUUUCUCUUGGGGUUGCACGAGGGAUUGAAUAUCUGCAUCGAGGUUGUGACAUACAGAUCCUACACUUUGAUAUUAAGCCUCACAACAUCCUUCUCGAUGAAAAUUUUGUUCCAAAGAUAUCAGAUUUUGGCCUUGCUAAAUUAUACUCAACAGAUGAUAGCAUCGUGUCUGUCACUGCGGCAAGAGGAACAAUCGGAUACAUAGCUCCAGAGUUGGUCUUCAGAAGAAUUGGAGGUGUUUCAUACAAAGCUGAUGUAUAUAGUUUUGGGAUGCUAUUAAUGGAAAUGUCAGGGAAAAGGAAGAGGCUCGACACAACAACGGAUAAUAAUUCAAGUCAGACGUACUUUCCUUUGUGGGUGUACAAUGAAAUGGUCCAAGGAAAGAUUACAGAAGUCGAUGAUGCCAUAGCAAAGGAGGAUGAGAAUAUCAUUAAGAAGAUUACCAUAGUAGGAUUAUGGUGUAUUCAAAUAAGGCCUUGCGAUCGUCCUUCAAUGAGAAAGGUAAUCCAAAUGCUUGAAGGGCAUGUAGAAAAUUUGAAAUUGCCACCUGAGCCUACUUUUAAUAUAGAACAAGUACCAACAGAGAAUGUUGAAGAAGCUACAAACCCAACAUGGUCGUCUCUGACAUCAGUAGGCACUUCAGAAUCUGUCAGAUUAGUUAUAGAUGUAGAAUAAGUAAUUAUAAGUACUGAG